GCUUGCAGGCAGUAGGCGCAAAAUCAGAGCCGCUGAUUUCAGUCGGGGCUCCGCGGCGCUUCAAUACACGGAGUGAUUCAACGGGGAAACGACGCGACAAGGAAUGGAAAAUCGAUCAAAUAUGUAGCUGUUUAAAGAUCAUGCAAAUGACUAUUUAAACCGAUAAGGCGCGUAGAUCCUGCUGCUUUCUGGAUAUUUGAAUUGUUCUGAGUGGGAUAUUAUAGCCUCCUUAACGCACGGACCACACGCGCUCCACUCCUGUUGGACCGAAUCCACGUGUUUCCGUUUCCAAGGCGACCUCACCGUGUUUGUGGAGAUACUUACUACUGUGCCAACACUUACAGAGAGGGCACCCGCUCAGUAUGAGGGUGCACAUGCCCGGGAUGUCUCUCACCGUAGUCGCCGUGCUUCUCUUGGUUUGUCCGCUCUGCGUGGUCAACACGUUUGGUGACGAGGUGGAGGAGAUGACCUGCGACCCGAUCCGGAUCAGCAUGUGCCAGGGUCUCGGCUAUAACGUUACCAAGAUGCCCAAUCUGGUGGGCAACGUGUUGCAGUCGGACGCAGAGCUGCAGCUGACCACGUUCACCCCGCUCAUCCAGUACGGCUGCUCCAGUCAACUCAAGUUCUUUCUCUGCUCGGUUUAUGUGCCCAUGUGCACAGACAAGGUCCCCAUCCCCAUCGGGCCAUGUGGCAGCAUGUGUCUGUCUGUCAAGAGAAAAUGCCUCCCAGUGCUCCAUGAGUUUGGCUUCAUAUGGCCUGAGGUGCUCAACUGCAGCCACUUCCCACCUCAAAAUGAUCACAACCACAUGUGUAUGGAGGGUCCAGGAGAUGAGGACCCUCCUUACCAGCCGUUCCCCAACCCUCCCCAUCAGAAGUGUCUGGGAUCUGCCCCCGACCAGUACACCUGGCUUAAACAGACUGAAAGCUGCGCUCUCCAGUGUGGCUACGACAGUGGGCUCUACCGACGAGGGGCCAAAGUCUUCACAGAUGCCUGGAUGGCGGUGUGGGCCGUGCUGUGCUUCCUGUCUACCACUCUGACCGUGCUGACCUUUCUCUUGGAUUCCCAGCGUUUCUCCUACCCUGAGAGACCCAUCAUCUUCCUCUCCAUGUGCUGUAAUCUGUACAGUGUCGCCUACCUGGUGCGACUCACUCUGGGGAGAGAGAGUGUUUCCUGUGACCUGGAUGUUGCUGCAGCACCAAUUCUGGUACAAGAAGGAUUAAAGAGCACGGGCUGUGCCAUUGUCUUCCUCCUCCUCUACUUCUUUGGCAUGGCCUCCUCACUCUGGUGGGUGAUCCUGACCCUCACUUGGUUUUUGGCUGCUGGACUGAAGUGGGGCCAUGAGGCGAUUGAAAUGCACAGCUCCUACUUCCACAUAGCAGCCUGGGCCAUCCCAGCUGUUAAAACCAUCGUCAUUCUCAUCAUGAGACUGGUGGAUGCAGAUGAUCUGACCGGUCUGUGUUAUGUUGGAAACCAGCAACAGGAGGCACUCACUGGCUUUGUGGUGGCACCUCUGGCCACGUACCUUCUCAUAGGUACUUUGUUCAUCUGUGCAGGCCUUGUGGCUCUUUUCAAGAUACGCUCCAAUCUGCAGAAGGACGGAGCCAAAACAGACAAGCUGGAGCGUUUAAUGGUGAAAAUUGGAGUGUUUUCUGUUCUGUACACUGUCCCAGCAUCCACCGUCAUUGGCUGUUACCUCUACCAGCUCUCUCACUGGGGAGAGUUCAGGGCCAGCACCCGGGACUCAUACGUGGCAUCAGAGAUGCUCCGAAUCUUCAUGUCACUACUUGUAGGUAUUACAUCGGGGAUGUGGAUCUGGUCAGCAAAAACUCUUCACACCUGGCAGCGUUGUUCCGCCCGGCUACUCAGAGACAGCCGAGGUGGCAAGAGGGCACCGGGCGAGGGCUGGAUCAAACCAGGGAAAGGCAACGAGACAGUGGUGUGAGAUGAAAGGCAGAGAGUGAAUGGACAGGAAUCAAAUUCUGCAUUCUUCUCUUGUACAGAAACUCAUUCUGCUAAAUGAAGAAUGGAGAGAUUCAAGAGAUGAGAGGGAGCUAAGAAGUGACAUGGGAAUGUAGCAGGACUUCCUCUACGAAGCCACUGGAUAUAACAGAAUCACAUGAGCUCCCUGACUGUUCCUCACCUUGCAUCUGGGAGGGGUUAUGAAGGCCGGAAUAGGAAGACUGAGUCAUACAUUAGCAGCAAGAGUAGCCUCUCUACCUCCAUUAGACCUCAGUUGCUCAAAGAGGUGGAGAAAGCAGAAAACAUGAAGAAAAAAGAGAGAUUGGAAAGGCAGCACAGAAUUAUCAAUAUGUAGACAAGAUACACCAAUAAGCUGAUCAGCACCAUGUCUACUUAUCUGUCUCUCUUUUUCUCCAGAGUCCUCAGCAGAAGAGACUGGCCCUGCUGAAUGCAGUAAACCUGAAUGCUGUUGUUUCUUUUAAAGGGGUUUUGAAGUUUUAAAUUUUACACUGGAGCAGAUAUUAUACAGACGUGGGCUGAAGUUUCCCAAAAGCAACUCACACCCUGAAUAAAACAUAGACAUCAAAACAGCAGAUUAGCUGUAAUGAAAAUCUGAAAUAUUGCCUUGCAUCCUCAAUUUGUUUACGUCUAAACAUUUGGGAAUUAUGUCUUUUAUAUUACAAAAAAUACAGAUGAUUUUUUAUUGAUAUUAAUUUUUUGGGACACAGGCUCUAAGCUGUAAUAAUGCACUAUAAUUGUUUAAUAUGUGAAGUGUUGGGCCAGCAGUGGGAGGACUGUUAAAUCAUUUUACAGCACAGUGAUGUUCACAGAGCCAUUACCAGGGAGUUUUUUUAAUGUAUGUCCUUAUACAUAUGAUGAAGGCAACACAGUGACGGAUAUAUAAGUACCUUUAAAUACACUGUGUGCCUCUACUUGGCCCAUAAAUUAGGAGCUUUACAGCUUCUAGGAAAUCUAUGCCUUUGUGUUUCACAUCAGUGGUUUGUGAGAAGCUCAGCUAACUUCCAAUGAUGUGUGUAAUUUCCUUGGAAGCUCUGUACCUUAUAUGCUUUUGGGUUAACAUGAAAUCCAGGAAAUUUAAUUAUUACCCCUGCCCUUUUCCAAACGUUCUCAGCAAGUUUAAGAAUAAGAAGCCAUGGGACAAUCAGUUGCCAAAAUACGCAUUAUGCAAGGGCAAAAACGCAGUCACAGAGUUAUACAUUUGCAGAUACACACAGUAUAGUGCAAGAAAUUGAGGAUAAAUGUAUCUUUCUCUGAAGAUAGUUCAAAGUGUGUGGAAAGGAGCUACCUCUGUCAUUAAAAGAGCAACUAUGUUUUGCUGUCACAUAGGUUGUUUGAAGCAUCUUGCAGAACUAUGAGAUUGGAGCGCUGAAGGGGCUUCGUAAAAUCUGGUGCUACAAACCUUUGUACAGAGCUGUAUACACACUGUAUAUACACACAUCAACAAGCUUCCAUGCAUCAGCUCAUGCAUGUUGAAGAAACAUCAAUGACAAGUGGACAUGAUGGCCCAGCUCAAGUUUUCCCAUUUUUUUAAUCUAUGUUGACUGAUACAUAAAGGCUCAUUUCCCACACAAUUGAGUUCUCCCUGGAAGUGAUAUUUGUACCUUGGUUAAAUUUCAUGGACGACAGAGACUAGAUUUCCCUCUAUUGUCGCUGGCAGUGCAUUUUAAUAGUAGGCUUUUCCCACCAUUUUAAUUUGACAGUCCCUUGCAAUAAGUGCAAGCUUUAAAUACAAUAAGUUUGUUGGUCCUGACUCAUCCUGUUCUGCAGUUACCAAACUCUAAAACGGCUCCUGUCUACUUGCCUGACAAUCUAUAAAGCAGAACUCUUACAGUCCAGAUUGUGAGUCUCUAUGUAUAUUAUGUGGUCUGUGUCACUGUAGGCCUUCUGUAUUUUCAGCCUCAUUGUGGACAAUAAUAAGAAUCUAUUUGCCUAUGUAUACCAUCUGUACCAAGAUAGUGCCUCACACAGCCACUUUUGUUUGUUUGUUUUAACCAAUCUUUAGAGUAAGACAAAAAUAAUGUCAGAGCUGCAUUUUUUUUUCCUAAAUACCGUAUGUAUCCAGCAAUGGUGGUUCUGGUGAAACCUAAAACGCUGGAAAAAAACAGCAUUUCUCAAACCAGCAUACCUCGGAACGCUAAUUAAAUUUCUAAAGUCAAACAAACAUUACAUUCACUUAAAGUGAAUUAAAUUAACCUCUGACCACCUCCCCUCUGAGCUAAUGCGGUUUCCUUCUUAAACUGCCUUCAUGUUUUGGCUGUCUUCUCAUCUUAUGACCACACUGAGCUUCAGGUGACAUUUCUAAACAAUCACAGAAUGUGCCUUGAAACCCAGUGUGUGUGUGCGCAACACCUUCGCCACUUCCAGCGCAGAUUUGUAAGUGCUUUUAAAAACCCCAGAUGUGAAUCACCACUGAGGUCAGCUCGCCAGCACAGAUUGUAGCCUUUAAGGCUUGGACUGCUCCUUCGUGUAUAAUGCUCAUGGUCUUUCAUCAGUGUAUUAUAAAAGAAAAUAGAACUGCUAAUUUAUCCAUGUAAAAAAGUGACAAAAUUUUAAAACUUGUUUAUUUAAAAACACUUUUGUAUCAGAAGAUGAAUAAAACUUUUUUUGAUUUCCA
Melanotaenia boesemani (Boeseman's rainbowfish) is the source of this 4595-nucleotide messenger RNA. It is a transcript of the gene fzd4, whose product is annotated as frizzled class receptor 4. Gene Ontology annotation, cellular component: plasma membrane. The transcript has 6 exons. The record is from RefSeq and is a predicted model, not a curated record. Bases 363 to 1943 code for a protein of 526 amino acids. Gene Ontology annotation, molecular function: Wnt receptor activity; Wnt-protein binding. Gene Ontology annotation, biological process: retina vasculature morphogenesis in camera-type eye; non-canonical Wnt signaling pathway; canonical Wnt signaling pathway. NCBI's taxonomy places the organism in Eukaryota, Metazoa, Chordata, Actinopteri, Atheriniformes, Melanotaeniidae.